Molecule: messenger RNA, 416 nt
Organism: Nilaparvata lugens (brown planthopper)
Lineage: Eukaryota; Metazoa; Arthropoda; Insecta; Hemiptera; Delphacidae
Product: protein furry homolog-like
Exons: 2
Coding region: 30-416 (128 amino acids)
Biological process (GO): cell morphogenesis; neuron projection development
Cellular component (GO): site of polarized growth; cell cortex
Source: RefSeq, a predicted model, not a curated record
GCGAACGGCGCAGCGCCAGCGUUGCGACGAUGCUGCCUUGGGGCGCCGCCAAGGAGCGGUCGGUGCACCCGACGUCGGUCAGCCUGGACGCCGACAUCCGACCGGGCGAGUUCGUCAUGCGAACCCUCUUCGCCGACUUCACCCUCCAGGCCGAGAAGAAGAUGGAAGCCGUUCUCGCCGAGCCUCAGGAGCGGCCGCUGUCGAAAGUGCUGCAACGAGGCGAGGACGCUCAGUUCGAUCAGCUAAUCUCGGCGUUCGGCUGUGUGGCCGAGCACUGUCUGCCCUCCAUUCUGCGCGCACUUUUCGCCUGGUACGAGCGCCAGAUGAGCGAUUCCAACGCCACCGAAGCCAAGAAGGUUGACUCCAAGGGCAAAAGGUCGGUUUCCACUUUCAGUCAUCCACCAAAAUCCAAUUAA